Manihot esculenta (cassava) is the source of this 444-nucleotide messenger RNA. RefSeq lists its product as uncharacterized. NCBI's taxonomy places the organism in Eukaryota, Viridiplantae, Streptophyta, Magnoliopsida, Malpighiales, Euphorbiaceae. The coding region runs from base 1 to 444 and encodes 147 amino acids. The transcript has a single exon. The record is from RefSeq and is a predicted model, not a curated record.
AUGGUGGAACUACGAGUUUUCCCCCAGUUUCUUAAAAGCCUAGCCCAAGGCCACACCACUCGCACCCAACUCCAUCAUGGAGAGCGCCAGCUCUUCUUUGACAAGACACCUAUUUUUCACGUUAAGAUGCACGGCCCCGUGCGAUUCAACAUUCCUUGCACUACCCCGCAAGUCGACUUCGACGAUGAUGAGUAUGAGUGUGACGAUGGAGGGUGGAGAAGUUUCUUGAAAGGCGUUGAGGAAGAAGAAUACAAGGAAAGAAUCCCGGAGGAGGAAAAAGAGAUUGAUCUGAGAGCCGAGGAGUUCAUAGCUAAAUUCCAUGAGCAAAUGAAGAUUCAAAGACAAUCUCUCGUCUUCAGUACAAUGACAUGGACAAAUGAAGAUUCAAAGACAAAUCAUUUCGUGACCAUUUCUUCCUUUCUAAAAGAUUGCCGCAUUUUGUAA